AUGGCGGACACUCAGGUCGAACCCAAGCAACGCAAGUCCGUCGCAUUCAGUGAAGGAGACGUCAUCAUGGAUACCAACGGCGAAGUCACAGAGACCCCUCAGGUCGAGAAGCCCGUUGAGGCUGCUGAGGACAAGUCCGUCGACGAAGUCACCGAGCUCUUCAAGGGCCUGUCGAAGAAGAAGAAGACCAAGAAGCCCAAGGACACGGAAGCCGGCGAAGGCGAUGAGGCCGCCGCCGCGGACGGCGAGUUCGACCCCACGGCUCUGAAGAAGAAGAAGAAGCCCAAGACCAAGAAGGUCGACACCGACGACUUCGAGGCCAAGCUGGCCGAGGCCGGUGUCAGCGCCAACGCCGGCGCUGGCGAGGAGAAGGAGGAUGAAGUCCCCGAGGGCGACCACGAGGCCGGAACCGGUAUCUGGGCUCACGACGCGACGCAAGCCAUCCCCUACUCGCUGCUCGUCUCCCGAUUCUUCUCCCUUAUCCAGAGCCACCACCCCGACCUGCUGUCCAGCGGCACCAAGUCCUACAAGAUCCCCCCGCCCCAGUGUCUGCGUGAAGGUAACCGUCGUACCAUUUUCGCCAACAUCGCCGAUAUCUGCAAGCGCAUGAAGCGAUCCGACGACCACGUCAUGCAGUUCCUGUUCGCCGAAUUGGGUACCAGCGGUAGUGUUGACGGUUCCCGUCGUCUGGUCAUCAAGGGUCGUUUCCAGCAGAAGCAGAUUGAGAAUGUUUUGAGAAGAUAUAUCGUCGAAUACGUCACCUGCAAGACCUGCCGCAGUCCCGACACCGAACUCAACAAGGGUGAGAACCGUCUAUACUUCGUCACCUGUAACUCCUGCGGUUCUCGUCGUUCCGUCGCCGCCAUCAAGACCGGUUUCCGUGGACAGGUCGGCCGCAGAAAGCGUCAGGGUUAA
Aspergillus homomorphus CBS 101889 is the source of this 915-nucleotide messenger RNA. RefSeq names its product translation initiation factor eIF2 subunit beta. The record is from RefSeq and is a predicted model, not a curated record. The coding region runs from base 1 to 915 and encodes 304 amino acids. Lineage: Eukaryota; Fungi; Ascomycota; Eurotiomycetes; Eurotiales; Aspergillaceae. Gene Ontology annotation, cellular component: eukaryotic translation initiation factor 2 complex. The transcript is spliced from 4 exons. Gene Ontology annotation, molecular function: translation initiation factor binding; translation initiation factor activity; mRNA binding. Gene Ontology annotation, biological process: formation of translation preinitiation complex; translational initiation; formation of cytoplasmic translation initiation complex.